AUGAACUCGAUGGUCUGCAUGACCCUCGUCGGUCGCCGACGGCGGGCGUUUCUUGCAGCCCUGCCUCGAACGUCACGGGUGAACGGUAAUCCUAGCGGCGAUCGUCUUAUGACAAACGCCGCCCAGUCAUGCCUGCUCGGUGAGAAGCCUGUCUUUCGCAUGAGAAAGAACUUGAUCGCCUGUCCGGUCCAUCGACGAUCCGUCCAUCGGCCGACCAGCCGGCCGGCCAAACCUCGACUUCAUCGUAUUUAUUCAGGCAUUAUAUGUCGAUCGAUUAUCGAGCCUUCGCCGACAAGGUGGCAGCUUGUUCAUUCUCAAUCUCGGAGCCUCUCCGUCGCGUUCUACGAAAGAGAUGGAAAUGAAGAGGAGGAGGCGUCAGCGACGGCGAAAGAAAUGAAAACCAAAGAGCAGAAGGCAAGGCGAGGCAGCGAAAGGUGA
This is a messenger RNA of Soboliphyme baturini, 438 nucleotides long. NCBI's taxonomy places the organism in Eukaryota, Metazoa, Nematoda, Enoplea, Dioctophymatida, Soboliphymatidae. The record is from the annotation of a GenBank genome assembly.